AUGCAUAAAGCACAUUCCACUGUAAAACGUCGUAACGCAACAAUGGCAUGUGAUCCUUGUAGACAUGCUAAAACUAGGUGUACUCGCAUUCCUGACGGAUCUAUGUGCUUCAGAUGUUCUCAAAGAAAAGAAGAAUGUACUUACAUUAGGAUACAAAAAAAACGAGGACCGCGCCCACGUCAUCAUUUAUUUGAUUCUCUUGCCGAAAAAAUUGUGAUUUUAAGUGCUACAAGUAAUGGACCGUGUCCACAAGAAAAUAACGCAAUGCAUUUUUGUCAUCCUG
Molecule: messenger RNA, 283 nt
Organism: Dentiscutata heterogama
Lineage: Eukaryota; Fungi; Glomeromycota; Glomeromycetes; Diversisporales; Gigasporaceae
Source: the annotation of a GenBank genome assembly